Molecule: messenger RNA, 2481 nt
Organism: Apaloderma vittatum (bar-tailed trogon)
Lineage: Eukaryota; Metazoa; Chordata; Aves; Trogoniformes; Trogonidae
Gene: TRAK2
Product: trafficking protein, kinesin binding 2
Exons: 13
Coding region: 1-2481 (826 amino acids)
Biological process (GO): anterograde axonal transport of mitochondrion; neurogenesis
Cellular component (GO): dendrite
Molecular function (GO): GABA receptor binding
Source: RefSeq, a predicted model, not a curated record
AUGUUUUUCCUCUUCUCAGUUCUUGGCACGAAUAAUGCGGAGAAGAAGUCUUCUGGUGACGCUGACAUGGUCAAACAUCUGUUAGCUGAGAAAGAUCGGGACCUGGAAUUGGCAGCUCGAAUUGGACAAGCCCUCCUUAAGCGAAACCAUCUGUUGACGGAACAGAAUGAAGCACUAGAAGAACAGUUAGGACAGACUCUAGAUCGAGUUAACCAGCUGCAGCACGAGCUGUCAAAGAAGGAUGACCUGCUUCGCGUGGUUUCCAUCGCUUCCGAGGAGAGCGAAACAGAUUCCAGCUGUUCCACGCCACUUCGGUUCAACGAGUCUUUCAAUGUAUCACACGAUCUGUUGCAGCUGGAUGUCUUGCAGGAGAAACUCAGAGAGCUGGAAGAGGAGAACCUUGCUCUCCGAUCGAAGGCUUGCCAUCUGAAGACAGAAACCAUUACCUACGAAGAGAAGGAACAGCAGCUGGUUAAUGACUGUGUCAGAGAGCUCCGGCAAACAAAUGCUCAAAUUUCCAGAAUAACGGAGGAGUUGUCAGAGAAGAGUGAGGAGUUGGUUCGCUACCAGGAAGAAAUCUCAUCCCUGUUGUCUCAGAUUGUUGAUCUUCAGCAUAAACUCAAAGAACAUGUGAUUGAAAAAGAGGAGCUGAAACUUCACUUACAAGCUUCCAAAGAUGCUCAGAGGCAACUGACAGCAGAGCUACAUGAGUUGCAGGAUCGGAAUGCAGAGUGUCUGGGGAUGCUGCACGAAUCACAAGAAGAAGUGAAGUCGCUGCGCAGCAGAGCCAGCUCUGUCGCUUGUCUCUGCCACCUCCAGUCAUGCAGAGCAUUUCCUCUGGAUUCCCUUGCAGCAGAAAUUGAAGGGACAAUGUGGAAGGAAUUGAGUCAGGGUGAUGAAUCUGUUCUUUCCAAGCGGAAGGGUCAACAGAAACGAGUGUUUGACACCGUCAGAGUUGCUAACAUCGCUCGUGGCCACGACUCCUCCUUUCCUGCCCCGCUGCCAAUCCCCGGAUCUAAUCAGUCCAGUGUUGUUAUGACAGCAAAGCCCUUCCAGUCUGGCGUGCCCCAGCUGGAGAGCCACACACGGAUGACCCAGAGGAGCAAAUCUGAGAAGAGUUUGAAAGACAAUCAGAACCCUGGCCCGCCAGGAACCCCUGAAGACAGUGACUUAGUCACAGCUCUGCACAGACUCUCCCUCCGUCGUCAGAACUACCUGAAUGAGAAGCAGUUCUUUGAGGAGGAAUGGGAGCGAAAAAUGCAUUUGCUGGCUGAGCAGGAAGAAGAGGCUAGUGGCUGUAGCACACCGGCAGAGAGCUGUUUUUCCCUGGGUACAAACUCAGAAUUUCCCGAUCUCUCUGCCAGCUCAAGUAAUCUCCGUGUCCUCCUACCAGAAAAACUGCAAAUUGUCAAACCCAUUGAAGGAUCUCAGACCCUUUUUCACUGGCAGCAGCUUGCUCGACCAAACCUAGGCACCAUUCUUGACCCAAGACCGGGUGUUGUGACAAAAGGUUUUACUCCUCUGUCUGGUGAUACUGUCUACCACAUCUCCGGCUUGGAGGAGGAUGAUGAGGAAGAAGCUGAAGGAGGUGUGACAUUUCAAGUGCAGCAGUCUUCCCUGGAGGAGAAGAAGCGUACAGCGGCAAAGCCAGCGGCAGGGAUUUUCCUGCCACCUGUUACUUCAGCAGCGGUACCACUCACCGCCUUGAAUCCAGGGAAGUGUCUGUCUUCCACAAAUUCCACAUUUACAUUUACUACCUGUAGGAUCCUUCACCCAUCUGAUGUCACUCAAGUUACUCCCAGCUCCGUGGGUGCCCCGUUUUCACUUAAGAAUGCUGGCAGCAGUCUUGGAAAUGCCGCAGUGAGCACUCCGGCCGUUUCUUACAGGCUUAGCGUUGGAGAAUUUCUAACCAACAGAAGAGAUGCAACAACUACUUUGAGCAGCACAAGCGGUCUGCCGAAACUUCUGCAAGAACAAGGCAUCUCUGCCAAGGUUUAUGAUAGCCCUGGAUUGGAAAAACUGCCUUUGCUACAGCCCCCUCGAACUCUCCCCGUUCCUUCUACUCCACCAAAUUCUCCCUCACAUUCACCUUGUCCUUCCCCUCCGCUGUUUGAACCUCGAGCGCAUCACUCAGAAACUUUCCUGGCUUCUCGACCAGCAGAAACGUUCUUGCAAGAAAUGUACGGCCUGAAGCCCUCGCGCAAAGCUCCGGACGUCGGCCAGCUGAAGAUGAACCUGGUGGAGAGACUGAAGAGGCUGGGUAUUGCCAGGGUGGUCAAGUUCCCUGAUGCACAGGACCACGGGAAGAAUCAGGGGCCAGAGGUUAGCUUGCAGAGGCAGGACUCAGCCGUGUUUUUAAAUGCAGGUAGCAACUUAAUGGCGGGGCUGAGGAGAAACCAGAGUCUUCCAGCCAUGAUUGGAGCAUUGGGAGCUCCAGUUUGCACACAGUCCUCAAAAAUGGGUACCUUAAAGGAGAACUGA